Myotis daubentonii (Daubenton's bat) is the source of this 591-nucleotide messenger RNA. RefSeq names its product DNA dC->dU-editing enzyme APOBEC-3B-like. Lineage: Eukaryota; Metazoa; Chordata; Mammalia; Chiroptera; Vespertilionidae. Gene Ontology annotation, biological process: DNA cytosine deamination; defense response to virus; cytidine to uridine editing. The transcript is spliced from 5 exons. Gene Ontology annotation, cellular component: P-body; nucleus; cytoplasm. The record is from RefSeq and is a predicted model, not a curated record. The coding region runs from base 1 to 591 and encodes 196 amino acids. Gene Ontology annotation, molecular function: RNA binding; cytidine deaminase activity.
AUGGACAACCGAGCACCAACUGACAGACCCCUGAUGAAAAGAGGAACCUUCAAGAGAAACUUCCGGAAAGAACCUAAGGACCAAACAUACCUGUGCUACGAGGUGGAGGUCCGGCAGGGCGUUGCCUGGGUCGCAGUGGAGGGGCUCCAGGGCAUUCGACGCAAAAGGCCUCAGCACCUGGAUAGGAGGAGAAAGUACAGGCUCACCUGGUACAUAUCCUUGAGCCCCUGCCCAGACUGUGUUCCAAAACUGGUUGAAUUCCUGGAGGAGAACAGACACGUGCAACUACGCAUCUUCGCUGCUCACAUCCAUACCAAAAUCAGUGGCUAUGAGGAUGGGCUGCGCAGGCUGCGGGACGCUGGGGCCGAACUCGCCAUCAUGACCUUCGAAGAGCUCCAGCACUGCUGGGAAAAAUUCGUGUACCACGGGACGCGGAUGCAGCCGUUGAAGCCUGAGACGGAACUGGAAAAAAAGUUACAGAAGCUGAAGGAGAUUCUCAGACUCACUGUGUCUCAGGACCUGGUCAAAGCCCCUUUCAUCCCCAAGCGUGUCCAGACUGCACCAAUUCUCACAGCAGGGAAUGACUACUGA